Molecule: messenger RNA, 2041 nt
Organism: Aspergillus nidulans FGSC A4
Lineage: Eukaryota; Fungi; Ascomycota; Eurotiomycetes; Eurotiales; Aspergillaceae
Product: putative NAD+ kinase
Exons: 5
Coding region: 366-1895 (509 amino acids)
Biological process (GO): NADP+ biosynthetic process; NAD+ metabolic process
Molecular function (GO): kinase activity; phosphotransferase activity, alcohol group as acceptor
Source: RefSeq, a predicted model, not a curated record
UAUUUGUCUGUUUGUCUAUUUGACGACGAACAUCGUGGUAUACAGAGUAGUUGACAACAAGAGCCGACAGCCUGCCGCACUGUACUCCGUACCCUAUAUUUUGGAGUAACUCUAGUCUAGUCGCCGUGCUACGACGCCUCAGGUACAUGCUCUCAAGUCUAGGACUCGCUCUUUGUGCUGAGUGCAAGAUGCCUUCUAUCUCAAGCUCCCCGCCGCGGGCCGACGUCAUCGCCCGGUCCAGUUUCCUCGCACUCAGGUCAGCACCGGGUCCUUGGAAGAAACACAAACGUCAGAACAACGCGGUCAAGACAUUUUUUUUAACCGCAAAUAAACACCAAACAGGCCCCUGAGUCUACGACAACAUCAUGGACCAACGGCCUUCAAUAGAUACUGGUCAUGAUCACAAGCAGGAGAACGAUCCUCCCAAGCAAUUCGAGGUUCUAUUCCCCCGCCGAACGUGCAGCCACCGCCGCAAAGCCUCCCUUGUUAUGGCCGAUGAGCCUCGAAUCGACCACACGGACGAGGCAACAGCAUGCUUCGUCCACUCCCUGAUCGCUGGCGAGGGCCCAAUGCCGGCCAAAAUUGCGAAUUUCCGAAUUUCCAAGGACAGGUCGAAGCUCGAGGCGGAUAUCGUCGGUAAAUCGGCUGCCGGAGCUCACGAUGUCGCCAUCGAAGAGGAAGACGAGGAUGAGGAUGACGAGAACCAGAAGCCGGAUGCGCAUGGACGCGCCAAGUCGCCGUCGCCAGACGAGGUCCAGUCGCGACAUCUGACGAAAAAGCAGCUUUCUGAUAUGGCGUGGAAUGUGCGCAACCUGUCUAAGAAACUCGAUAGCAUCCGGCUCAAGCUCAACGUCAAGUCGAUAUUCCUGGUUACCAAGGCGGGCGAUGAAUCGGUAGUCGAUGCUACGCGCCAGGUCGCGCGCUGGCUACUCUCUAAAGACCGCGGAACGCAGUACGUCGUCUACAUUGAGAACAAGCUGCGCAUUGACCCAGAGUUCGACUACGAGAGCCUAGUGAAGGAGGACUCGUCCGUGGGAGAGCGGCUCAAGUUCUGGGAUGCAAAGCUAGCCUCAGAGCAAGCGCAUCUAUUUGAUCUCGUCAUCGCUCUCGGAGGCGACGGGACGGUCCUCUAUACGAGCUGGUUGUUCCAGCAUAUAGUGCCGCCUGUUCUGUCCUUCUCGCUAGGCUCAUUAGGCUUUCUAACGAAGUUCGAUUUCAAUGAUUAUCAGAAUAUUCUCUCAUCUGCGAUCCAGGACGGUGUACUCGUUAGUCUACGCUUGCGCUUCGAGUGCACAAUCAUGCGGAGUAAUCCGCACGACAAGGAAACGCCGGCUACGAAGAAACACCGUGACCUGGUCGAUGAAUUGAUAGGCGAUGAGACGGAGGGGACGUUAACACAUCGGCCUGACGGCGUCGUGCAUAUCCUAAAUGAUAUCGUCGUUGAUAGAGGGCCGAAUCCAACCAUGUCCUCGAUCGAACUCUUCGGCGGCGACGAGCACUUCACAACUCUGCAAGCCGACGGUGUCUGCAUCUCCACUCCAACCGGCUCAACAGCCUACAACAUGGCCGCUGGCGGCUCCCUCACACACCCCGACAACCCGGUAAUCCUAAUCACGGCAAUCUGCGCACAUACGCUGUCCUUCAGACCGAUUAUUCUGCCCGAUACGGUUGUGCUGCGAGUGGGUGUACCAUAUGAUGCGCGCACAAGCUCGUGGGCGAGCUUCGACGGGAGGCAGAGGGUUGAAUUACUGCCCGGUGAUUAUGUAACUGUUUCAGCAUCAAGGUACCCGUUUGCGAAUGUGUUGCCGCAUGGGGGGAAGGGGGAUGAUUGGAUGAGGAGUCUUUCGAAGACGCUCAAUUGGAACACGAGGCAGAGGCAGAAGGCUAUGACAUAAUGAUCAUGAUAAUAUAUGGUAUGGGUUGGUUCUAGGUCUUAAAAUAGAUAGAAUGGGCUAGCAAUUUUGGAUUGACGCUGAUUACCGGCUGCGAGCCUAAUAUGUCUACCACAGCGGGUGUCUUUUUUUCUCUUUCCUUUCUCUUU